AUGCAAGUAAACAUAACAUUGCCACUCAAGUGGGCCCAAUGCUGGGGUUAUGUUCUGAUACUAAUGUCUGUCAACAUUAUGCUGAUUUUUCCUCUCUCGGCGUUUCUCUUCAGCGAUUUUUAUUCCAGGUUAAUCCCUGCCGAUUCCGUUCAGACUGUGCCGUUCGCCGCAGGGCAACAGCUCGGUACUGGGUGGAGCGGUGGAAAAGCUAUUUAUGCCUUUAAACUGAAGCGCUACUCGACUGAGACUGCCGAAAUUCCACAAGUAAUACCGAAUGGGUUUCCUCAAGGCGUCCCAAUAAGAGCCGACAUUCCUUAUAAUGUUAAUCUCGACUUGAAUGUUUUCUGCCUAAAUAAGGUUACAGACCUCAGCAUAAGGGAUGGAGAAAUUACCCUUAGUGUAUCAAGACAUGGCAAACCAGCAGAAAAUGUUCUUUUCCGCAAGACUCUGUUGAUGACUUGCGCUAACACUAGGGAUAUCCCUACGUUGGGGGCAAGUGGAAAAUUGUCGCCCACCUUUGCUCGCAAAGUCCAGCAAGAGCUAGUGAAUCACAUACAUUUGGAAAAGCCUAUCAUUUUACAGCAUGAUGUUGAAAAGCUGGAAUUAUCCCUCAAGUUUGCUGGAAACGCUAAUCUGAUCGUAGAUACGAGCACUUCUUUCAUCACAUUAUCGCUGAAUUUUGAACAUAGCUUGAGAAACCUUAUGGUACGGUGGAAAAAGCUUACUCACGUUGUUGGAACACUUCUCUUCAACGCAAUCAUCUCAUUCUUUUUCUUGGCAGCAUUUGCGAUCAGCUUCUUUCGUGCUGGUCACGUAAGAGGCUCGAAGAUGGACUAG
Lachancea dasiensis is the source of this 837-nucleotide messenger RNA. The record is from the annotation of a GenBank genome assembly. NCBI's taxonomy places the organism in Eukaryota, Fungi, Ascomycota, Saccharomycetes, Saccharomycetales, Saccharomycetaceae.